Heterocephalus glaber (naked mole-rat) is the source of this 2108-nucleotide messenger RNA. NCBI's taxonomy places the organism in Eukaryota, Metazoa, Chordata, Mammalia, Rodentia, Bathyergidae. The record is from RefSeq and is a predicted model, not a curated record.
CCUUUUUCCUCCCGAGUCAAUCGUUGACCCGAGGGCCGGAGCCGCUCCGCACCUGCGCCUUAGGAGGGAGCCGGGCGGGCGCAGAAGUAGUGAUGCGGAAGCCAGUGGGCAAUUCGUGGAUAGUGGCCGGCGUGCUGCUGGCGUUAGUCCUCGGAACGGCGCAGUCGGCGCGAGGGGCUCCGCCCCGCUACACCCCGGACUGGCUGAGCCUGGACUCCCGGCCGCUGCCGGCCUGGUUCGACGAGGCCAAGUUCGGGGUGUUUGUGCACUGGGGCGUGUUCUCGGUGCCGGCCUGGGGUAGCGAGUGGUUCUGGUGGCACUGGCAGGGCGAGGGCCAGCUCGGGUACCAGCUUUUCAUGCGCGACAACUACCCGCCCAGCUUCACCUACGGCGACUUCGGGCCGCAGUUCACGGCGCGCUUCUUCCACCCCGACGAGUGGGCCAAGCUCUUCCAGGCCGCGGGGGCCCAUUUUGACAUCCACAGGUAUGUGGUCUUCACCACAAAACAUCAUGAAGGCUUCACAAACUGGCCCAGUCCAGUGUCUUGGAACUGGAACUCCAAGGACGUGGGCCCCCAUCGCGAUUUGGUGGGUGAGCUGGGAGCAGCUCUUCGGAAGAGGAACAUACGCUAUGGUCUCUAUCACUCACUCUUAGAGUGGUUCCAUCCACUAUACCUACUUGAUAAGAAAAAUGGCUUUAAAACUCAGCAUUUUGUCAGUACCAAAACAAUGCCAGAGCUGUAUGACCUUGUUAACAGCUACAAGCCUGACCUCAUCUGGUCUGAUGGGGAGUGGGAAUGUCCUGAUACUUACUGGAACUCCACCCAUUUUCUUGCUUGGCUGUACAAUGAUAGCCCUAUCAAGGAUGAGGUGGUAGUAAAUGACCGAUGGGGAAAGAACUGUUCCUGUCACCAUGGAGGGUACUACAACUGCCAAGACAAAUUUGUGCCCGAGAGCUUGCCCAACCACAAGUGGGAGAUGUGCACCAGCCUGGACAAGUGGUCCUGGGGCUACCGGCGCGACAUGAAGUUGGCCGAUGUCUUGAGCGAGUCUGAAAUCAUUGCGGAACUGGUUCAGACUGUAAGUCUGGGAGGCAACUAUCUUCUCAACAUCGGACCUACUAAAGAUGGCCUGAUCAUUCCCAUCUUCCAAGAAAGGCUCCUCGCUGUUGGCAAGUGGCUGCAAGUCAGCGGGGAGGCCAUCUAUGCCAGCAAGCCGUGGAGGGUGCAGCUGGAGAAGAACGAGACCUCUGUGUGGUAUACUUCAAAAGACUCAGCUGUUUAUGCCAUUUUUCUACAGUGGCCAGAAGGUGAAGUUUUGUAUCUUAAAUCCCCCAAAGCUACCUCAACUACAAGGGUAACCAUGCUGGGACUCGAGGGAGAUCUGAAGUGGUCCAAAGAUGCAUAUGAAGAUCUCCGAAUCUCUCUGCCUCAGUUGCCUCCCUCUGCGCUCCCAGUAGAGUUUGCCUGGACUGUGAAGCUGGAGGGAGUGAAGUGAGCCAGAGCUUAGGAGGAGAGAGGCGCUGCUUUGAUUUCCCUCUCACAGAGCCCGAAUCACAAUAAAGCCACCUUCUUUCCCCACCCUGAAAUGGCCUUUCCACCAGACUUUAGUCCAGAAAACUGAGUGCAUCACACUGAUGACUAAUGGAGCAAACACCUAAGAGCCAUUGCUAGUGUGUUUCCCUGUGGUCAGAUAAAGAAGGGACUGAAAGGUUAAACCGAGUUCUGCACCCUGACGGUGGGGGCCGGGCGGUCUACAGUGGAGACUCCCUCCAUUCUCUGUUCUGUCACCUUCCUGCCAGCUCCGUGACUUUAGAUGAAGAAUAAGCCAGGUUACCCUGUGCCUGUGGGAGGGGUGGAGGGAGUCUGGAGUGUACCACGUGCGUGCUCCGUUUGAUGUGAGUUGUCCCAAACUGCUCCUGCAAAGUUGAAAGCCUAGAGCAGAGGGAGAAGCUUUUUGAGUCGCUACUGGUCCCUCUUCAGAAGCUUCUAAUGGCAAACUAAGAUCUCUGAAAUAGAGCAUGUUUACAGUGGAACUGUGAAGACAGUGCCAUCCUACCCUGCCUUUUUAAAUAUGAUCAAAUAAAUCUGUAAGUCUAAUUAUUUCUAA